CGGGGCGGGCUCGUGAGCGCGCCUGCCUGCUUUUGCCUGCCUGUUCAUGGCAACUGCAGCUUCAGUCUCGCCUCCUGCUCGGAGCGGCAGGCACGCUGCUCGUCCGUUCCCCGAGUGGCUGAGCCGGCGAGCGAUGCCCGACAGCGGGACUGGCUACCGCGCUCCGUCGGUCCCCUGCAGCAGCGCCUUCGCCACCUCUUCUCCCGGCCCGAACAGCACAGACGGCGGCUGUGAAGAAAGAGGAGGAGGACGUGGCCGAAGCCGCAGGAGCGACUCGCGUUCUGUUUUGAUAACGAUGUCUGCAGCCGCCGUUGCCUGAGGGGUGCCUGCUCUGGACACCCCCCCCCCGGACGCCCCCAGGCAAAGUUUGUUCUGCUGGCUGUGGCCGCCUCUGGCUCUGUGGACUUAGACGCGCGCGAGCGAGGGAGGUUUAAUUUAAUUGGGGGAGGGGACGGAUAAUUCGGGUGAGGGGGCUACGCCGCGCCUCCUCCUCCGCCGCGGCUUUUCCUCUGCCCACCCCCUCCUGCUGCCGCCGCCGCCGCGGCUGCUGAAUAAGAAGACCAAGAAGGAGAGGGACGCUUUGGGGAAGGGGCGGCUCGUGGAAGGCUUGUCGGCCUCUCCGCCAGCGGCACCCAGCAGGUCCGGAGAAGCGACUCUGCGAUCCUCUUCGGACCAAACGCAUCUUCUGUGAACUGGAGCGGCAGCCCUGCGCCGGGAACCGGGCAGCCCGCGAGCCACCUGUCUUGAGGAUUUAAAGCCGCCCCGGCGUGUCUUCUUGGCUCUCCUGUUGCGGGACUUUGCUUACCGAGAGCCGGGAAGGAUUUUAAUCCUCCCCUUUCAUUGUUCCUGAAAAGGACGGAGCCAAUUUUUUGAAGUCUGCCUCCCUCCCUCCCAGCCGCCGGUUCAUCUGACCCGCCGACCCUUCCUCGCACCACCAGCAGGCAAGAGACGGGAGAGACGGGGAGAGAAAAGGGACAAUGAAGGUUUCGUGGCUAACUUUCGCCUUCCUUUGGGGAAGCAUUUGCACACGAUCUGGCCAGGGAGAGGCAGAGACAAGAGAAUGCAUUUAUUAUAAUGCCAACUGGGAACUGGAAAAGACUAACCAGAGUGGAGUGGAGCGUUGCGAAGGUGAAAAAGACAAGCGCCUGCAUUGCUAUGCAUCCUGGAGGAACAACUCUGGAUUCAUUGAACUAGUGAAAAAAGGAUGUUGGCUUGAUGACUUCAAUUGUUAUGACAGGCAGGAAUGUGUGGCCACAGAAGAGAAUCCGCAAGUCUAUUUCUGUUGUUGUGAAGGGAAUUUCUGCAAUGAAAAGUUCACUCAUUUACCUGAAGCUACUGGCCCACAAGGUUCAGGAAAAAGGAGGCUGGAGGCUAAAAGAUAUGAAGAACGGUUGCAGAAAUUGGUGGUUUAUGAGCCACCGCCUCCCAACGCCUCGCUGCUCCAUGUUGUCGUUUAUUCUUUGUUUCCCAUGACUGCUCUCUCCAUUGCCAUCUUGCUGGCUUUUUGGAUGUAUCGUCACCGCAAGCCUCCGUAUGGGCACGUUGAUGUCAGCGAGGAUCCAGGACCCCCACCUCCUUCUCCAAUGGUUGGACUGAAGCCAUUACAGCUUUUAGAGGUCAAAGCCAGGGGUCGCUUUGGCUGUGUCUGGAAAGCACAAUUGAUGAAUGAGUAUGUAGCAGUGAAAAUCUUCCCCGUACAGGACAAGCAGUCUUGGCAAAGCGAGAGGGACAUCUUCAACACUCCAGGAAUGAAGCACGAAAACCUUCUGCAGUUUAUUGCAGCUGAGAAGAGGGGAACCAACCUGGAGACGGAGCUUUGGCUGAUCACAGCUUUCCAUGAUAAGGGGUCUUUGACUGACUAUCUGAAGGGGAACGUUGUCAACUGGAAUGAGCUCUGCCACGUGGCAGAAACCAUGGCCCGCGGUCUCUCCUAUCUGCAUGAGGACAUCCCUUGGUGCAAGGGAGAAGGACAUAAACCUGCUAUAGCACACAGAGAUUUCAAGAGCAAGAACGUACUUCUGAAGAAUGACUUAACUGCCGUGCUUGCUGACUUCGGACUGGCUGUACGCUUUGAACCCGGGAAGCCUCCAGGAGAUACUCAUGGACAGGUGGGAACUAGAAGAUACAUGGCUCCUGAGGUCCUGGAGGGAGCAAUUAAUUUCCAGAGAGAUUCCUUCCUGAGAAUUGAUAUGUAUGCCAUGGGUCUGGUAUUGUGGGAGUUGGUUUCCAGAAGCACAGCAACUGACGGUCCAGUGGAUGAGUACUUACUGCCUUUUGAAGAAGAAAUCGGCCAGCACCCAUCUCUUGAGGAGCUGCAGGAGAUUGUGGUCCAUAAGAAGAUGCGCCCGGUGUUCAAGGACCAUUGGCUUAAACACCCUGGCAUAGCCCAGCUGUGUGUUACCAUUGAAGAAUGCUGGGAUCAUGAUGCGGAGGCCAGACUGUCAGCCGGUUGUGUGGAAGAGCGCGUUGCCCAGAUUCGCAAAUCAGCCAAUGGUAGUACCCUCGACUGCCUUGUUUCCAUCGUGACCUCUGUCACCAACGUAGAUUUGCUGCCCAAAGAGUCAAGUAUCUAAAUCCUUGUUUGCCUUUUUUUCCCCCCCACUGGUCUCUUCAGACGCAGUGGAUUUUUUUUUUCAAAAAAAAAAAUUGCAGAAUUCAACACACACACGCAUACAUAUACAUGAAUGCAGCUGCUAUUUUCUUGACUUUUCUUGCUAUUGUUAUUAUUUGUUGUUGUGUUGUUGUUGUUGUUUUGACUGAAUCAAUUUACCAGCAUAUUGCUCUACUGUAUUGAAAGAGAAAAAAAAAAUUAAGAGAAAGACAUCUCUCUGAAAGCAUCCAGGUGCCGACUAAUGAAUGCAGUUACAGUGCAGGUACCUCAAAACCUCAGUGAACUCUCUUUGUUUCCUUUAUUAACCUAUUUUCUCUUCUAACUAACCUGCAAUUUUUACACCAAAUAUCAGUGAUAACAAGAAAACAACCUACUCAUCUUCUUAUACAUGCUGCAAAAUCAAGACUGUUCCAUGAGAUCAUACCUCUCAAAAAAACGGAUUCCCCGCCCCCCUCUACUAUUUUUCCUUUUCUUGCUUUUCUAUUUUAGACAGUGAGCUUAAAAAAGAAAAAAGCAGAUGUGUCUUUUACGGGUCUAACGGGUGUUGCCGUGUUUGUGGGGGGGGGGAGUGAUUGCGUCGAGAAUAUUAAUUGAUAAUGGUAGAACCGAAGACAAGAAGUUGAAGGCUGGGUGGGGAAGAGACGGUGGACUAUUGCAGCAUUUGGAGAAACAGUGGCUAAAGAGUUACUUCUCAGGAAAACAGUUAAUGAGAGGAUGGGCAAGUUUUGAGGCAGACUAUUAAAACUCCUGCAACAUGCAGAAAAAGUUGGGUCACAAAAUCACUGAUACAAAUGGUUUCUUAAAAAUCUCAGGCUUGAGAAAUGUUAAGUGAAAUCAACCCUUUCUAUUACAUUUAUAAGUUCAGAGAAUGAGGUCUUAGGAUUCAACAACAGGACAGCGUUACAGCCCUAAGCAAUUUUUCUGCCAUUGUAAUACCAAAAAAAAUAAAAAUAAAAUACAGAAGACAACAAGCGUCUGACCUGGAGCUUUAAAAAAAAAAAAAGCCCAGUGUAUCCAGUUAUGUAUUGGCAUUCGGUAUUCGAUGUCAUUCAUGAUGUGAAACAGCCUUUCUUUGAAGACUCAUUGAAAUCAGAAAAACUUACUUCCAAGUAAAUGUAGCCAGGACUAAUAAAUUUCAAUUUCACUCUUAGAUCUUAACAUCUGCAGGGCAAAUGUCAAGGCUGUUUAGCUGCUAUGACUUGUCAAGAAUUUUAAAGGGAGAUAAUGAUUCCCCAUUAAGGACACAUAGAAACGCCAUCCCCAAUUGUCCCUGAGACUUCAUGGGAAUGUAUGUGUGCAUAUUGAAAAAAAAAAAAUCAAGAUGGCAGCUGUGAUCAUGGCCAUCUUAACUUUUUUGACACCUUCUCUGUCCAUGUCUCCAUAGUCCUUUGGCAAAAGUACUAGCGGUUGAAUACAGUUGAAUACAGUUGUCUAUCUUUCUUUGAUUUAUGAUAAGGGAUAGGUAUAGUUUAGGCCAAUGUUUCUCAAACUUGGCAACUCACAUCUUUUUAAGAGUUCUGUUUCUAAGUAUACUUUUACACUUUAUACACAAAUUCCUUUGCUUUCAACAUAGUUCAUAGCUAGUUGAAAUUGAUGGGUUUGAUUUUUCUUGAUUCUUCAUUCUCUGAAGACUGUCACCCAACUUUUUCGUCUUAACAGUGGUGCAUAUUUUCAAUAUACUUAAUUCUACUACGCCAUAUAAAAUCCGCUCUAGUCAGUGAAUACUCCUAAUGCUGCCAAUAUAACAUUUAAAUAUUUUUUUAACUUGCAAGACAUGCAAUGAUUUAUAAAAGAAAUAAACUUAGAAUACACAUACACAUGAAGUGGCUUUUGAGGUUCUAAACUAAAAAAAAAAAAAACCUUCAUGACCACAGACCACCUCAAACCAGAAA
Molecule: messenger RNA, 4503 nt
Organism: Crotalus tigris (Tiger rattlesnake)
Lineage: Eukaryota; Metazoa; Chordata; Lepidosauria; Squamata; Viperidae
Gene: ACVR2B
Product: activin A receptor type 2B
Exons: 12
Coding region: 978-2573 (531 amino acids)
Biological process (GO): protein phosphorylation; cellular response to growth factor stimulus; activin receptor signaling pathway
Cellular component (GO): activin receptor complex; plasma membrane
Molecular function (GO): activin receptor activity; ATP binding; activin binding
Source: RefSeq, a predicted model, not a curated record